AUGAACAAAGCUUCGUCAGCUACGUAUUUAGAAGAUUGCCUUUUGCGGGGGUUAGCGCGGGAGGACCUCCAGAAGGUGCACGCGCAGCUGGCGGAAGAGGAGCAGCGGGAGGAGCGGCAGCAUCAGCAGUAUCAGCAGUAUCAGCAGUAUCAGCAGCGGGAGCAGCAUCCGCAUCAGCAGCUGCGCGGAGAAGAAGACGAAGAAGAGGAAGAAGACGAGGAAGGUGAGGCAGGCGAGGUAGACGAGGCAGACGAAGAAGGUGAAGAAAGUGGGGCCCCUCUCAACAACGCCCACCGCGACAGUAGGAACGAUUUCUUUGGAGAAAAUCCCCCAACCCAUGGGGGCAGCGGCAACGAGUAUAUGCUUAACUACUUAAACGCGUACAUAAGUAAAAAUAUAAGGCACAGUAAAACCCCGGGAAAUAUUAACCAGCCAAAUUUCCUGACUAGCCAAAGUGCAGGCAACAUGAGAAGUGGAGACCCGACCAGCAUGACCCUCAUCGAGAGUGACCAGCAUGACCAGCAUUGCAUGAGAAACUUCCUCAAAGGCACGGAUGGAACGGAUAAGGGUGGCUACCCUUUACACGACGGACAGGUCGCAGCCAACGUUCGCUACAUGCUAAUCCCGAAUGAGAGUGAGCGGAAGGAAAAGGUGGGCUGGAGUGAAGGCAAAGAGAACGGAAGCCUGAAUGGACGCAAAGAGAACGGAAGCCCGAAUGGACGCAUAAGCAACUUUAUACACACGGAACUACAGAACGGCUGCGCGGACGACAGGGGGUAUGUGUCAAACAGGAGUAGCCUGAUGAAUGGAUCGAGUGGCUCAGACCAACGAGUGAAGAACCAACACGACUGGGAAAGAGCAGCAGCUGUGCUGGCGGAGGACGUGGGGAACAUCUUUGUGAAUAAGUUUCCCCCAGGCGGGAUGGGAGUCAUCACCGGUGGUUUGAGGCAUCAGAGCGGCAUGCACAACGCCCAGAAGGAUUUCGCCGAUGUGGGCAUGUUUGGUGGGGAGGGGGGAGCCAGCCGGUCGUUCGUCAGUGGGGAUUACGUGGAUGGAAAUUAUUCGCUUAGAGAUUAUACAAGCGGUUAUCAUGUGAAUAACCCCCACGUGGGCUCCCUCCAGGCCAGCGGCGAGGCCUCAAAUCUGAGCGGCCCCGUGAACCCCCCCCCGAACAACGCCAGAGAAUGCGAAAACUACAAACUGUCGCCGAGUGGAAGUGAAAACGUCUCCCCGAGUAAGAAGCCGAGUGAGUGCCAUCAGCCCCAGGGGAUGUUCCUCAACAGCAUUGGGGGGGGAGGCGAUAAAUGGGGAGUCCCCAGUUUGAAGGAGGACCCUACUAUACUAACCGACUGUGAAAAAGCGAACCGUCCAAACAGGAAGGCAGGUGAAGUACCCCCAGUAAUGACCCACUCAAAUCAGUGGGUGAGGGGACAACAAAAGGAAAACUAUCGAAGCUUCCUUUAUGUGAUUAAUAAACGAAUGGAGAUUUUCUCCAAAGAUAGGAAUGUCCUUGCUAUAGAAAAAAUGAACAAGCCGGGGUUCCCUUCCGAGAGGAAUCCACCACUUAGCCGUAACAACCCUGUGUGUGGUAGUAACGCAGCUAAGGGAGGACCCCCUUUGGGAGGAACGAAAGUGAACCCAGAGGGGAGGGAACAAGACCCUAUCGAUGAUAUCGCUGGUGCAUCCGCGGUUAAUGCGAACUGUCAUGGAGGCUUCUUACAUAGCGAGCCAAACGAAAGUUACCUAAACGGAAACGUGAAAGGGGUGCAACAAGAGCGGCGACAGCACAUGCUGCAGCAGUGUUAUGAGGGGAAUGCGGCUUUUGGGGGUAGGCAGGGUGGCACGUCAGGUGGCCAUUCCCGCCGGGGUUCCUUCGCAGGGGGCGGAUCUCAUCCAAAUGGGUUGUUGCACACCCACGGGGGGGACAUCUCCAGGGGGAACACCUCCCAGCGCAUCAGAUAA
Plasmodium vivax (malaria parasite P. vivax) is the source of this 1962-nucleotide messenger RNA. RefSeq lists its product as hypothetical. NCBI's taxonomy places the organism in Eukaryota, Apicomplexa, Aconoidasida, Haemosporida, Plasmodiidae. The record is from RefSeq and is a predicted model, not a curated record. The coding region runs from base 1 to 1962 and encodes 653 amino acids. The transcript is spliced from 2 exons.